UACCUUGUAUUAACAGAUUUUAAUAUUUUUUUUCCUUAACUGUAAAUAUUUUGGGUGUGGGCUCGUUUGUUUUGCUGUUUUUUUACUCUUCUUAUGUGGAGAAUAUAUGUAGUCUUUGGAUGUAUAUUGGUACAGGUGUAUGUAAUAUGAGGUAGGGAUCUCAUUUGUUUCUUUUCCAUAUAGGUACUUUUAUUAUGUAGUCCUUUUCCUCAGUGAUAUAUGUAUGAAUGUGUGUUUUUGUAAAUAUAAAUAGGCUUACAUGUACUUGUUAGUCUGUCUCUUACCUCUGUCUUUUACUGUCUUUAUCUGCUGUAGUAAGUAUUACAAUCUUAAAUACCAGAGAUUUCUAAUAAGUCUUAAUAGGGCAAAUCUCUGUGACUUUUUUUUUUCUCCUGUGACUUCUUUUUAUUCAUAAUUUUCAUGGUUAUCCGUGGCUUUUUUUACUUCUGUGAAUUUGAGGAUUAUCUUGCUAAUUUCCCCAGAAAAUUCUAGUAGUAUUUUGAUUGGAAUUGCAGAGAGUUACAGAUUUGGUGUUUGUGACUUUAAAUGUAAAUCUGAUGCCAUGAGCAUCUUACUGCUUGUAUUUAUUUUUCUUGGAACUAAAUUUCAAGAAGUAGAAUUCUUGGGUUAGAAGACGUGAACAUUUAAAAAUAACACCGUUUAAUCAGAUUCAGAUUGAUAUUGGGUUAGAAGAUAUGAACAUUUAAAAAUAACAUUGUCUAAUCAGAUUGAUAGUUAUUUUGAAAAGAUGGACAACAUCGUUCCACUGCUGGCAAAGGUCUGGGAAGUGGGCACUUGAAUGUGUUGUGAUGACAGUGAAAGUUGUUCCACACAGAAAUCUACAAGAAACUCUUAAGAGUAAAAAAGAGGAGCAGCGCGGCGGCGGCGGCGGCGGCGGCGGCGGUGGUGGUGGUUGUUGUUAUUCGGAGCCGUUGGGACGCCUCUGCGGCAGCUGGUGGCGCAGGUGGCUUGCGUGGACGUGGACAGAGGCGGCCGGCCCGCCACCGCAGCCUCGCCGCCCGCGGCCCCAGAAGGCGCGUCGGGGCACCCCGAGGCAUCCUCCCCCUGCCGCCACCGCGGGAGCCGCGGCUCCGGUCCGCCCUCCCGCAUCCUCUCGCAGUCCGCACCGCCGCACCUCCUCCCUGGGCUUCGGACCCUCGGCCUCGCCCCUGAAACAUGACUCGCGACUUCAAACCUGGGGACCUCAUCUUCGCCAAGAUGAAAGGUUAUCCUCAUUGGCCAGCUCGAGUAGAUGAAGUUCCUGAUGGAGCUGUAAAACCACCCACAAACAAACUACCGAUUUUCUUUUUUGGAACUCAUGAGACUGCUUUUUUAGGCCCAAAGGACAUAUUUCCUUACUCAGAAAAUAAGGAAAAGUACGGCAAACCAAAUAAACGAAAAGGCUUUAAUGAAGGUUUAUGGGAGAUAGAUAACAAUCCGAAAGUGAAAUUUUCAAGUCAGCAGGCAUCAGCUAAACAGUCAAAUGCGUCAUCUGAUGUUGAAGUUGAAGAAAAAGAAACAAGUGUUUCAAAGGAAGAUACCGACCAUGAAGAAAAAGCCAGCAAUGAGGAUGUGACUAAAGCAAUUGACAUAACCACUCCAAAAGCUGCCAGAAGAGGGAGGAAGAGAAAGGCAGAAAAACAAGUAGAAACUGAGGAGGCUGGAGUAGUGACUACAGCAACAGCAUCUGCUAAUCUAAAAGUGAGUCCUAAAAGAGGACGACCUGCAGCUACAGAGGUCAAGAUUCCAAAACCAAGAGGCAGACCCAAAAUGGUAAAACGGCCUUGUCCUUCAGAGAGUGACAUGAUAACUGAAGACGACAAAAGCAAGAAAAAGGGGCAAGAGGAAAAACAACCUAAAAAACAGCUUAAAAAGGAUGAAGAGGGCCAGAAGGAAGAAGAAAAGCCAAGAAAAGAGCCAGAUAAAAAAGAGGGGAAAAAGGAAGUUGAAUCAAAAAGGAAAAAUUUAGCCAAAACAGGGGUUACAUCAACCUCUGAUUCUGAAGAAGAAGGAGAUGAUCAAGAAGGUGAAAAGAAGAGAAAAGGUGGAAGAAACUUUCAGACUGCUCAUAGAAGGAAUAUGCUCAAAGGAAAACAUGAGAAAGAAGCUGCAGAUAGAAAACGCAAGCAAGAAGAACAAAUGGAAACUGAGCACCAAACAACAUGUAAUCUACAGUAAUAAAAAAUAUAUCUCAUUUUGGGCUCAAAGCAUUAAUCCAGUUACUGAAAAGAGAAUACAAGUGGAGCAAACAAGAGAUGAAGAUCUUGAGACAGACUCGUUGGACUGAAUUUCCCCCUCCCCCCCUUUGAUGGAAGAAUGUUCCAGAUUCUAAAUUGAGGACUUCAUUAAUGGCAUUGUAUUACUGUGUUAUGAUUGUUAAAAAAAACGUUUCCUGUAAGGUACACACUACAUACUAAGGUCGGCCAUCAUUCCUGUUAAGUUUUUUACCAAGCUUAAAAUGAAGCUUUGUGUUUGAAAGUUACAAGCUCAGAUGAAGAUGGUGGUUGUACAUUAUUUCAUUUAGAAAAUAUAAAAAUUUAUUUUGUUUUGAAGCUAGGUGUUAAACUGGAGUAGCUAUAUUAUACCCCUAGAGAGUGGGGCAGUUGUGCCCUUCCCUUGACAUACCUUUGUUGUUUAAUUCUUUAGAAUAUUAAUAAUUGUUUUUUUAAUCCUGAGAGAUUAAACAGUAGACUUGUUAAGAAAACAAAAAUGAAACUGUAACCAAAAUUUUAAAAUAAAGUUUAAAAAAAAAAAGUAAAAAAGAGUUUUGUCCUUUGGCUUGGCAGUCCUGUUUUUGAGAAGCCUGUAGAUUUAAAUGAUCCAUGGCCUAAGAAUUUCAUAUAUAUUUACAGUAGCUGGUUUGCACUAGCAAAAACUGGAAAUGUCCUUGAUGUUCUCUAAUAGAGAAUUCUUGAACUAACUGUAGUCAACUUCAUACCAUAAAAUAUUAUGUAGAUAUAAAAACAAUUGAGUCAAAUCUAUAUGCAUUGACCUAGAAAGUGGUUUAUGAGAAUAUCAACUGAAAAAGUGGGGCAGAAGGAUAUGUGUCGUAUAAAUGCAUUUUUGUUUAAAAGCUGGAAGGGCAGAAAACUCUGAAUAUGUGCAUAUGUCUGUAAAUUUGUGUAAGAGCCUUGGGAAACAAAGAGGAGCACACACCAGACUAUAUUAGUUAUUCUGAGGAUUAGGUUGGAGGUAGGGAUGGAAUUAUUUUUAAAUACAUCUCUUCUGCAACUAUCUUUAUUUAUUUAUUUAUUUAUUUGCAACUAUCUUUAUAUUGACAUUUUAAUUUUGAUUGACAUGUAGUUUACACACCAGUAAAAUACUCCCUUUAAAAGUGUAGAAGGCAGUAGGUGUUAGUGUAUUCUUAAAGUUUUGUAACCAUUACCAGUAUCUAAUUCUGGAACAUUUUCAUCACUGUGCUAUUUAUAAUGAGAAUGUUUUGCUUUGGGAGUUUAAACAACAAUAAAUAGUUAAAAAGGAAAUCGCAAUGAGUUGCCAGAAUGACGGCUCUAUAUUGGAAAAGAGAAGCCACCUGUCCAAGCUGUAUGGGUGAGUCCCAUGACUGGUCUUCUGGCAAAUCAGUGGUGGGCUUGGCCUAUCUGUUUUCUUAUAAAUGAGAUAAUAAAAAUGUAUCAACCAUUUUAAGCAACAGGAUAAAAAUAACUUACCUUUAUGGUUUCUACUGUAUAAAAUGUAAAAACUCUUAUACCCAGUGGGUAAGUUUUACCACUUGACAUGCUCAAAGCCUCACGUUUGAGUGCCUGUAUCAGUGCCCUGUCAGCAUUGUGUUAGAUUAAACAAGAAAAUGUGGAACACUGGUUUCUUUCUAAUUUUGUGACUGUGGUCAACCAUGAGAUUGAAAGUUUGUUUUUUUUUUUCAUGUUUCCUAGUCUCUUGUGUCUUUUCUUUAAACUUAAUUUUGGGAAAGUUGUCUACUCUUCUUUGCUUUGGCCCCAGCCAUUUCUUGAAUAAUCAUUUCUUCUUGUCUUUGUCUUUUUUAAAUUGUAUAUUGAAUUCUUACAUUGUGAUUGAUUCCAAAUGCUGUUUUGACUAAAAGCUGAACUUUGCUUCCAUGUUUAGCGUGUAUAUGAUGAGGAAGUGGAGGAGCCGGUGCUCAAGACUGAGGCAGAAAAACCAGAACAGG
Molecule: messenger RNA, 4144 nt
Organism: Cervus elaphus (red deer)
Lineage: Eukaryota; Metazoa; Chordata; Mammalia; Artiodactyla; Cervidae
Product: PC4 and SFRS1-interacting protein-like
Exons: 1
Coding region: 1177-2178 (333 amino acids)
Biological process (GO): regulation of transcription by RNA polymerase II
Cellular component (GO): nucleus
Molecular function (GO): double-stranded DNA binding; transcription coregulator activity
Source: RefSeq, a predicted model, not a curated record